CGCCAUGGAGGCGGCGGGCGCCGAGGAGCGGCAGCUGCUCGUGCAGAGGCUGAAAGCYGCUGUUCACUACACCGUGGGCUGCCUGUGCCAGGACGUGGCCGAGGACAAGGAGCUGCAGUUCAGCAAACAAACUGUGGCCGCUAUUUCGGAGAUCACCUUCAGGCAGUGCGAAAACUUUGCAAAAGAUCUUGAAAUGUUUGCAAGGCAUGCGAAACGAAGCACAGUCACUUUAGAAGAUGUGAAACUUUUGGCUAGAAGGAGCAGUUCUUUGCUAAAGUAUAUCACACAGAAGGGUGAAGAAAUUGUAUCAAGUAACAUGGAGCAAAAGGAAAGGAAGAAAAAGAAGUCUAGCACAGCAAAGGCAGCAGAACAAGAAGCAGCUAUGGCUGAAAGUGAAGAUUCCAACAUGGCAUGAUUUUUCUUUCAUGGAACUUCUGUCACCACGUUAUCUUACUGCCAUAUGCAGGCUCUUGCAGGUUAGCAGCAAUAUUGAAAACUUAGUCUUUUAGGUGAAUAUGGUUAAGGUUUGUUUGUUUGUCUGUUUUUUUAAGUCCCAAAACUGAAGACCAUCAGAAUUCAGUCAAGUUUUACAGAAAAAAAAUCAUUUAAAUUGCUCAUUAAGAGAUAAGUUAUUAAAAAACAAAUCCUUUAUCUAGCAAAUUUAGGGCAAAGCAUUCUUACUUASCAUAAAAUUUCUGUACGUGCAUCUCCCUCCAUGCUGAUAUUCAGUUCCUGUACUGAUAGUGUGACUCUUCCUUGCUUCUAUUGUUAAUAUGUUUGUUUAGGUGUUUUAAGGUUUUUUUUUCCCUUGUUGUCACGAUAAUUAAAACUUUUUU
This is a messenger RNA of Nothoprocta perdicaria, 836 nucleotides long. RefSeq names its product centromere protein S-like. Gene Ontology annotation, cellular component: Fanconi anaemia nuclear complex; FANCM-MHF complex. The record is from RefSeq and is a predicted model, not a curated record. The transcript has 5 exons. Lineage: Eukaryota; Metazoa; Chordata; Aves; Tinamiformes; Tinamidae. Gene Ontology annotation, biological process: replication fork processing; resolution of meiotic recombination intermediates. The coding region runs from base 5 to 415 and encodes 136 amino acids. Gene Ontology annotation, molecular function: chromatin binding; protein heterodimerization activity.